Varanus komodoensis (Komodo dragon) is the source of this 5268-nucleotide messenger RNA. RefSeq names its product mucin 6, oligomeric mucus/gel-forming (gene MUC6). The record is from RefSeq and is a predicted model, not a curated record. Gene Ontology annotation, cellular component: extracellular matrix. Bases 1 to 5268 code for a protein of 1755 amino acids. Gene Ontology annotation, molecular function: protein binding. Lineage: Eukaryota; Metazoa; Chordata; Lepidosauria; Squamata; Varanidae. The transcript is spliced from 36 exons.
AUGCUCUGGGUACUCCUCCUGCUCCUGUGCAGCAUCCUGCACAGCUCAGAUCAGAACCAUUUGAGUCUUUCAAACAACUUACCAGACAGAGAGAGUGCUGAACAGCAUGAUUCAGAAACCUAUUCUGCAGAGUUGAGAAAUCUAGAUGAUCCCAGUCUCCAUCACACAGCUGUGAACAAGGGCUCCUGUUCCACCUGGGGCAAUGGGCACUUCUCCACCUUUGACAACUACUUGUAUGAUUUCUCGGGGAAGUGUAAUUACAUCUUUGCCACGGUGUGCAAUGACGUCUCUCCAGACUUCAACAUACAGUUCCGUCGCAAUACAAAUGGGAAAAUGUCAAGAAUCAUUAUUGCGAUAGGACCCAAUGUGAUCAUCGUUGAAAACGGUGUCAUAUCAGUCAAAGAUGUUGGUAUAAUCAAGUUGCCAUAUACCAAGAAUGGAAUUCAGAUUGCACCGUUUGGACGCCUCAUCCGCCUAGUGGCCAAACUGAUGGAGAUUGAGCUUGCUGUUUUCUGGAAUAAUGAUGACUACCUCAUGGUGUUGAUUGAACAGAAAUACAUGGGAAGAACAUGUGGACUGUGUGGGAACUUUGAUGGACAAGAAUUAAACGAGUUCAUGAGUGAAGGUACACUUAUGGACCCAUACAAAUAUGCCGCCUUACAAAAACUGGAUGAUCCUACAGAGAUCUGUCCAUUCGAGCAGGUGCAGCUGGUAGUUCCCAGUGUUCCCCGCCAGAAAUUUGCCAAGGUCUGCUCCCAACUCCUAAACAUCGUGUCUCCAUCUUGCAACAUCUCAAGGAAAGGGUUUAUCCUCCGUUGCCAACUUGACAUGCAAACCUGCAGAGAGCCAGGCCAAAGCAACUGCACUUGUGCUACCCUCUCCGAAUAUUCCAGACAGUGUGCCAUGUCCCUUCAGGAAGUGUCUGACUGGAGGAGCAGUGAAUUCUGCUCAUUGGGAAAAUGUCCAGCUAACCAGAUCUACAAAGAGUGUGGUUCUCCCUGUCUCAGAACAUGUUCCAAUCCGGAAUACAGCUGCUUCAGCUACUGUACCUAUGGCUGUUUCUGUCCAGAAGGAACUGUCUUGGAUGACAUUUCAAGAAACCAAACAUGUGUUCCUGUGAAAGAGUGUCCCUGCAUGCUGAAUGGAGAAAAAUAUGCUCCUGGUGAUACCAUAAAAGCAGCAUGCAGAACCUGUACAUGUACAAUGGGCCAGUGGAGCUGCACAGAACUACCCUGCCCUGGCAGAUGUUCCUUGGAAGGAGGUUCAUUUGUCACCACCUUUGAUUCUAGGCGAUACCGUUUCCAUGGAGUUUGCACCUAUAUUCUUAUGAAGAGUCCCAUGUUACCACACAAUGGAACCCUGAUGGCGGUGUAUGAAAAGUCUGGCUAUUCCAGUUCAGAGACAUCACUGUCAGCUAUAGUUUAUAUAUCAGGAAAAGACAAAAUUGUGAUUUCAAAAGAUGAAGCUUUAACUGAUGAGAAUGAAUUUAAAUGGUUACCUCAUAAAACAGGGGACAUCAUCAUCUUCAGACAGUCAUCUACUUAUAUUCAAAUGUAUACCACCUUUGGGCUGGAGGUAGUAAUUCAAUUGUCCCCAGUGUUUGAAGCUCAUAUUAAAGUUGGACUUCACUUUGAAGGCAAAACUCAAGGGCUGUGUGGCAACUACAAUGGAGAAACCACUGAUGACUUCAUGACCAGCAUGGAUAUUAUUGAAGGAACGGCAUCACUCUUUGUGGAUUCUUGGAGAUCAGGGAAAUGUAGCCCUGCCAUCGAAAGAGAUACAGAUCCUUGUUCUAUGAGUCAAUUGAACAAAAUGUGUGCAGAGACCCACUGCUCUAUUCUUACGAAGAAGGAUACUAUAUUUGAGAAAUGUCAUCCAGUGGUGAACCCGGUUCCUUUUUACAAGAGAUGUGUAUACCAAGCCUGUAACUAUGAAGAAACCUUUCCUUACAUUUGUUCUGCCCUUGGAUCCUAUGCCCGCAUGUGUGCUUCAAUGGGGCUGUUUCUUGGAGACUGGCGGAGUACAGUUGACAACUGCACCAUCUCUUGUACUGGAAAUCAGACGUUUGGCUAUAAUACUCAAGCUUGUGGUCGGACAUGCCUGUCCCUUUCCAUGAGAGCAUUAGAAUGCCACCCCACUGACAUUCCAAUCGAUGGCUGCAAUUGUCCAGAAGGAACCUACCUGAACCACAAAAAUGAGUGUGUCCGUAAAUCCCAGUGUCCUUGCUACUUGAAUGACAGGAAGCUCAUUCUGGCAGAUCAAUCAACUGUCAUUGGUGGAAUUACCUGCUAUUGCUUUAAUGGAAAUCUGAGUUGUACUGGCAAGCCCAUAGACCCAGCAGAAAGCUGCAAGCCUCCCAAAAGAUAUAUUUCAUGCUCAGAAACCUCAGAAAGCAAAUACGGAGCUGCCUGUGCACCAACCUGUCAGAUGCUGGCCACAGGAACUAAAUGCGUCCCCAGCAAGUGUGAAUCAGGGUGUGUUUGUGCUCCUGGACUCUAUGAGAAACUAGAUGGUACAUGUGUGCCUCCUGAGGAAUGCCCUUGUGAAUAUAGUGGCUUCUCAUAUGCAAAAGGACAGGAGAUUCAUACUGAAUGCAAGACCUGUAUCUGCACAAGAGGAAAAUGGAACUGCAUCCAAAAUUCCAAAUGCUCGUCAACAUGCAGCCUAUAUGGAGAAGGUCAUAUCACUACUUUUGACGGACAGCGCUUUGUGUUUGAUGGGAACUGUGAAUAUGUACUAGCUACGGAUGGAUGUGGCAUUGGAGGCUCUCCCCAUACUUUCAAAAUAGUGACAGAGAAUGUCAUCUGUGGAAAUACUGGAGUAACAUGUUCCCGAGCAAUCAAGAUCUACCUUGGGAAUGUGACUAUCACUCUGGCAGACAGAACAUAUACCAUCUCUGGUGUGAAUCCACUGGGAGAAUACUUUAUAGAAGAGAACUCCCUCCACUUGGUUAUUGAGCUCACAAUCCCUGGCAAAUAUGAUAUGAACCUUAUCUGGAACAGGCACAUGAACUUAUUCAUCAAGAUAUUCAGAGGCACAGAGGAUCACAUUUGUGGCUUAUGUGGUAACUACAAUGGGAAUAUACGAGAUGAUUUUGAAACCCGAAGCAGAUACGUGGCAUCCAAUGAACUGGAGUUUGUAAAUUCCUGGAAAGAGAAUCCACUUUGUGGGGAUGUGUCCUUCGUAGCAGAUCCAUGUAGCAAGAAUCCCUAUCGGAAAGCUUGGGCAGAGAAGAAGUGCUCAAUUAUCAACAGUAAUGUAUUUGCUGACUGCCAUCCCAAGGUAUACCGUGUACCUUAUUAUGAUGCUUGUGUCCGGGAUGCAUGUGGAUGUGAUACUGGCGGUGACUGUGAAUGCCUGUGUGACGCUAUUGCAGUAUAUGCAAAAACUUGCUUAGAUAAGGGUGUCUGUAUCGACUGGAGAAGACCGGAUUUCUGUCCUGUCUACUGUGACUACUUCAACAGCCAUCCACAGAGUGGCAUAGGGGGCACCUCCUAUAACCCUGCUAAUGAAUACAAUUGCAGCUGGCAUUAUCGCCCCUGUAAAUGUCUACACAUGCCAACACCAACUGAUGUCAACACUGAAGGCUGUUACAACUGUUCAAAGGAUGAAUAUUAUGAUCAUAAGCUGAAAGGCUGUGUACCUUGUGUCUCAAGCACACCAACACAAACACCUUCCAGCACUACAAAGAAAACAACAAAUACACCUUAUGCUUCAACAAUGUCAAGAAGCACAGUGACAACGAGACCACCAAAGACCACUACCACAAAAACCACUCCAACCACUGAGAUGACAAAGACAACAGAAACACAAACUCCAAUACAAACACCUGCUCAUCUACAAACACCUACACCUGCAACCACGACAGUCGUGACCUCCACAGCAACACCAAAAAUAUCCAGUGAGGUUCCAAGACCAACUCUUACAGUCUCCACAUCUCAACAAACACCAGAACCCAGCAGUAUGCCAAAAACAACUGCAACCAGUUCGUUGUAUACAACAACAAGGGCCACUGGAUCAAGCAUGCCCAGGACCAGUACUAUCUCCACAGUCUCUGUAUUUACCAUCACAGCCUCCACAAUUACACCGCAACCCGUAAUCAAGGAGACAACUACCUCUACUGCCUUUCCCACCAUAUCUACUGCAACAAGCACACACACAAUACAUAGUACAACAGCACCACUAACCUCUCGUUCAUCCACCUUGAAAACAACCCUUACAAUACCUACUAGUUCAACCAUGCCCAGAACAGCUACGUCCACUUCAACCAGUACUCCGGUAACGACACCAACCACCACAACCCGCAGCACUGCUACCCCUGCCACUACAGAAACGACCAAAACUCCAGCCACUAGAACUCCUGCAACUACAGCUACAAAAACCACCCGUGUCUCUACAGCUCCACCAAUAUCUACCAGCAGCAGUUCUCCAAAGACAACACCAACCAGUCCUCCAUCCUCGACAUCCAGAAGCACAGUAACAACACAGUCUAAGUGGACCGGCACACCCAGGACCACUCCUAUAAUCCCAACCAUGACCACCCCAACCAGUACCUCCACUGUAACCAGUACAGCUAGCACAUAUACUCCAACAACCAUAACAACCACCAAAAUUUCUACAACCUCUUCGAACAUAACCACCCCAGUUACUCCAACUGUGUCCUCAGUGGUUACUUCCAUUUCUACCAAUACGCCAACAAACACACCCACCACAUUUUUCACAACUACUAGCCCUAGCACUACACUUAUUAUCAGUACUCCAACCAUUCCUAUCAGCACAGUUUCUACAGAGGCUACCAGUAGUCCUCCAAUAUCCUUACCUUCAAGCACUACUACCACCAAUAUCCCAAUAACUACCUCGACCAGUUCCCUGACAGUUAGUACUGUGACUCUGGAGACUACCUCUGUAUCACACACAUCAAGUAAACCUACCGCUCCCAUCCACAAUACUACAGCAACAAUUGUUCCAACCACCACAGGACCACCGAGGCGAUGCGAACCUGUUGAAUAUGAAGAAACAGUGACUUACAAGGGGUGUGUUGCAAAUGUCACUUUGACCCGCUGUGAAGGAAUGUGUCCAUCAUCAGCAAAGCCGAACAUUGACAAUAUGAUGAUACAAACAGAGUGUGGCUGCUGCAUGCCAAAAACAUACUACAGGAAGGAACUGGAAAUGCCUUGUCCAGACCCAGAAAACCCACAGAAGCCACUGAUUAAAGAAAUCUUAAUCUUUGGUGAUUGUAUAUGCAACUUUAACGGAUGUGCACACUAG